Messenger RNA from Paramecium pentaurelia, 1464 nucleotides. The record is from the annotation of a GenBank genome assembly. Lineage: Eukaryota; Ciliophora; Oligohymenophorea; Peniculida; Parameciidae.
AUGAAUAUGAGAUGUAAUUAAGCUGAUCAUCAAAAUCAACAAAUAAUAGGGUUUUGUAUAAGUAGUACAUGUCCAAACAAAAGACCUUAUUGUAAUUUUUGCUUGCCUAGCCAUAUUGAACAUCUGAAUAAAUUAACAUCUUUGGAACUUUCAUAGGAAUGGAUUAAAGAAAGAAUCAUUAGAGUUUGGAAUGUUCAAAAGAUAGUUUAAGAGUGCAAGCUUACUUUAGAUAGUCUUAUCAAUUUUUUCCUUUCUUCUAAUAAAUUUAAUUUAUAAUAAAUUCAAGAUUUGGAAAUUUCACAGAUUGACAAUUUAAUCAAAGAUUUAUGUUAUCUAGAAGAUUGCGAAGAAAACUUAUAUAAACAAGUUAAUGAAUAAAUCUAAUACAUAACAUAGAUUGGAAAUGAAAUUGCAAAAAAAAUCAAGAAUAUAACAAAUUUGUAGGAAAAAGAUAAUUUUUAAAUUUUAUAAUAAAAUUAAGAAAAACAGAUUUUAGUCUAACAAAAGCAUUUUAACACUUUUGAGCUAAUGUAUUAAAAUUCAAUUAAGUAAGAGGAACAAUGUUGUGCUAUUGCCUUUAAUACAGAUAAUUCAAUCGUAAUAGCUGGAUCUAAAAAUAACAUUAAAGUAUUUUAACAUAUAAAAGGGAGAUUGAAUUAAAUAUCAUUGUUAAGUGAACAUAAAGAUACUGUUUUGACUUUAAAUUUCAUGAAUUAUUCAAAUAAUUUCGUAUCUGGUAGUAAUGAUCAAUAGAUUAUAAUAUGGUAGAUGGUGAAACAAAAUAAAUGGAAAUGUUAAUAAAAAUUAAAUGGACAUACAAAUGCUAUAUUUUGUCUAUUGUUGAACUACUCAGAUGAUCUAAUUAUCUCAGGGGGUCUAGAUAAUACAAUAAAAUUUUGGAUGAAAUAGAAUCGAUGGGUGUGUUAUUAAAACCUAACAGAUCAUACUCACACUGUAUAUUCGUUAAGUUUAAAUGAAGAAUAAAAUAAAUUAAUAUCUUGUUCUUAUGAUUAAUAUAUAUUAAUAAUAGAAUAUUCAAAAUUGAAUAAAUAAUGGAGUGUUACAUAAAAAAUUAAAGUAAAUCAAUUCGGGUAAAGAUUAUGUUUUAUUAACGAUUAAUAAUUUGCAUUCUAACCUUUUUGUAAAGACUAUUUACAGAUAUAUGAGAUGGAUAGAUAUACUAAUUAAUAUAAGAAUAUUAAGCAAAUUGCUGUUAAAUGUGGUACAUGUAGAGAUGAUAAUUUAUUUCCAUAAUAAUAUUUGAAGUCAAAAUGCCUUUUGGUGAGUAAGAAUGGCAUGUAUAUUAAUUUAAUAAGAAAGAAAGAAAAUGGAGAUUUUAUACUAGAAUAAUCUAUUCAAUUUGGUACUUAGAGUAGUUUUGGAAAAUUAACUGAUGAUGGAGAGUAUCUGAUCACUUGGGAGUCUGAAUUAAAGGAAAUGCAAAUAAGAAAAUAUUAAGAAUGA